This is a messenger RNA of Lytechinus variegatus (green sea urchin), 2997 nucleotides long. Its product is annotated as rab proteins geranylgeranyltransferase component A 2-like. Bases 119 to 2299 code for a protein of 726 amino acids. The record is from RefSeq and is a predicted model, not a curated record. Gene Ontology annotation, biological process: protein geranylgeranylation; vesicle-mediated transport; intracellular protein transport. Gene Ontology annotation, molecular function: GDP-dissociation inhibitor activity. NCBI's taxonomy places the organism in Eukaryota, Metazoa, Echinodermata, Echinoidea, Temnopleuroida, Toxopneustidae. The transcript has 18 exons. Gene Ontology annotation, cellular component: cytosol; nucleus; Rab-protein geranylgeranyltransferase complex.
GUGACCGGCGCGGCCGCGGCCGGCCAGAUUAGACGUGUACCGUCUCAGAGCAGCCUAUAGCUAGCCGGCCUGUGAAGAGCAAUUACGUUGACUGAGUUUGGCACUUUCGGGGAUCGCUAUGGACGAAUUACCCUCAGAGUAUGAUGAUAUUGUCAUCGGAACUGGUGUGCAAGAAAGCAUCAUAGCUGCAGCUUUAGCAAGAAAUGGUCAUAAAGUACUGCAUUUAGACAGAAAUGACUUUUACAGUGGAGAAUGGGCUUCCUUUCAUCUUAAAGGUAUUCUAGAUUGGAUAAAAAAGAAUAAGUCUGCAGACAUUGCUCCUGUUAACUCAAAUGAAAACAUUGAAGUAGAAGAGGAACUUAGGAUUGUACCUUGCCCUUCAUAUCAUAUGACUGCUACCAAUAUAGAGGAAGAAAUUCAUGUCAAGGAUCAGGAAACGGUUGAAAGUUCUUGUGGGCCUGAUUCAAGUUGUGACACAUCUGUGAAUUCCAAUUCCGUGGAUUCCGAUGCCCCUCAUUCAGCUUCAUCAUUGAUGAGUACAGUAGAGGAGUGUUCAGUACAGGAUGAAGAACCAAAGACAUCUCAUGAAGUUAAUAAAGACAGCUCUGAUGAUCGUACAUUAAAGAAUGAGUCUUGUCCUACCCAACCUCAAACUUCUAGUGAAGAUCAACUAACUACAACAGCUACUCAAAACGUCCAAAAAGAGUGGACAUGGGAAGAAAUCAUGAGGAGUUGGAGGAAAUUUAACAUUGACCUUUCUCCUAAGUUGAUGUUUUGUAGAGGUGCGAUGGUGGAGCUUCUUGUUUCAUCGAGAAUAAGUCGCUAUGCAGAGUUUAAGGCUGUCACUCGAAUCCUUACAAAUAUCAAUGGCAGAGUUGAACAGGUACCUUGCUCCCGGGCAGAUGUUUUUAGUAGUCGUUAUGUCUCUGUGCUGGAGAAGAGAAUGCUGAUGAAACUCAUAGAAUUUUGUCUUGAUUAUGAGAAUAGGCAAGAUGAGUAUAAAGAAUACGCAGACAAGCCAUUUGCAGAUUUUCUUCACUCCCGCAAGUUGAGUGCAACUCUUCAACACUUUGUUAUUCAUUCCAUCGCAAUGACUUGUGCAGACACUCCCACUCAUAAGGCACUUCAAGCUAUGAAAUAUUUUCUGAGUUCAUUAGGUCGCUAUGGAAAUACUGCUUUCUUAUGGACCCUAUAUGGCAGUGGGGAACUUCCACAGUGCUUUUGCAGAAUGUGUGCAGUCUUUGGAGGUAUUUAUGUACUCAGGACUCACAUCAGGAGUAUGGUUACAGAUUCUGAAAAUAAUAUCAGAGGCAUUAUUGAUUCAGAGGGGAAAAUUCUGAAGUGUAGAAAUCUUAUUCUGGAAUACAGCUAUACCAUUGGAAAAUCAAACCCAUAUAAUGCCAGUUAUCUAUCGAGAGGAAUACUAAUAACAGACAAAUCAAUCAAGGAAUCAACAACUCAACAAAUCACAUUUCUCACUGUACCACCGUGUGAUGAGAAAGAUCAACCUGUUCAUGUGAUUGAAGUAGGGUAUGCAGCAUGUGCCUCUCCACCUAAUCUUUAUAUUGUGCACCUGACUGCUAAAGCCAACAAUAAUGAUGUAUCAGCAAAGGAUGACUUGCACCAUACAGUACAAACAUUCUUUCAGUUUGCGUCAAAAGAAUCUGGACCUUCAGUAGAUAAUGCUAAACCAAAGAUCCUUUGGUCAGUGUUUUUCACUCAAGAAGACGUGACUGGAGUUGAAGAUGAAGUUCUUAGAGCUACAAUGCCUGGUAAUGUGUAUGUUACAGCAGGAGCUGGAGGAUCAAUUGGAUUUGAUCAUGCUGUAUCACAGGCAAAGAAGAUCUUUGAUAAGUUGUGUCCUGGAGAAGAAUUUCUUCCAGCUGCUCCCGAUCCAGAUGAUCUUGUAUUUGAAGACCCUAACAAUGAGCAUACAUCUCAGGCUGGUUUUGAGGUAAACAGUGCAACUGUUAAUGAUGAGACUCUGGGGUCAAGAAAGGAGGAGACAAGAACUUCAGAAGAGAACAAAAUUGGAACAUCAGAAGAGAAUGAAAUGGGAGCUUCAAAAGAGAACGAAAUGGGAACAUCAGAAGAAAACAAGAGGGGAACGUCAGAAGAAAACGAGAUGGGAAUGUCGGAAGAGAACAAGAGGGGAAUGUCAGAAGAAAACGAGAUGGGAACGUCAGAAGAGGAGGUUACAGCGUCGUCAGUAGAGACAAAUAUAUCAGAAGAUGAGAAGAUGAGAACAUCAGAAGAGCAGACUGUGAUAUCAGAAGAGAGAAAAUGGCAGGAAAAAUAACAUUUGAAGUUCACAUUCUUGCUCUACUGGGUUUAUAGAAGUUCCCUCUCCCCUAUUUUGGCAGUUGAACAUAUGUUCAGGGGAAGUGGGCACAUACCUAUGAACAGACAACAUCAGAAUUGAGUAUCUUAAUUUAUUUAAAUCUAAUUCAUUAAGUGAAAUAUAAAAUCUUCAAUUUUUCUGUUUAUAUUAUCUUUGUAUGAUUCUGAUUGAGAGCUUUAUUUAAAGAAUUAGAGCAAAAAUUAGGAUUUCACAUAUUAAUAAUGCAUGAAUAAGCAUAAUCAACUUAGAGCAAUUACGUGAAAAAAAAUAUACAUUGACAAUUUUCUCAGUUUGAGGCGGGAGGACCUGCUGCCUGUCUGAUCUCCCAAAUGUAGUUAGGGGCUAACUGUUAUAAUUGAUUUAAUAAUGAAGAAGCAAUUAAUUGAAUCAUAAGAAAUAACAUGCAUUACAUGUUUCAUGAUAUGUAGUAAUUGAAUCAUUUACAUGUAUGUUGCAUAUGAGCAAAUGAAAAAAAAAAAACAUUUUAAGAAUGUUGCAGAUAGUAUAUGUUGUUCAUACUUGUAUCACUGUUUACAAGUACCAUGAUUCAUAGUUUUUUAAGCAAUUUGCUAUUCUUUAGUUUUUAGCUCAUCCGGCCCAAAGGGCAAGAUGAGCUUAUGCCGUGGCGUCCGUCCACAAUGUCAAAUGCUACUACU